Messenger RNA from Carica papaya (papaya), 1628 nucleotides. Its product is annotated as putative purple acid phosphatase 20. Gene Ontology annotation, molecular function: acid phosphatase activity; metal ion binding. Lineage: Eukaryota; Viridiplantae; Streptophyta; Magnoliopsida; Brassicales; Caricaceae. The record is from RefSeq and is a predicted model, not a curated record.
UAACUGUUCGUCAAUUCUGUAUAUACGCAGCAUAUAUACGUGUAUACAGAAAGAGUUAGAUGUAUGAUAUACUAGGAAGGAAGAUCCCGUUAAUUACUACGUGAUAGACAGAUAUAUAUAUAUAUAGAGAGAGAGAGAGAGCAUCUUGUGUUUCUUCUUUCAGAAAUUCUUUGAUACUUUUGAUGACUCAUCGUCGUCAUCGUCAUCGUCACCGUCGCAUGGGAAUUAUCAUGGCUGUGAAUAAAAGCGUAUUGCUUAUGGUGACGAUAAUGGCGGUGGUUCAAGGUGGUUUCUUGUUCGGCGGCGUCUGGUCUUAUGAACGGCCUCCUGCUCGGAAAAAUGCUGAUGUAUCUCAUCCCUCAGAUUCUGAUUCUAAUUAUCCUCAACAGGUACACAUAUCGUUAGUCGGAGAAGACAAGAUGAGAAUAUCCUGGAUUACUCAUAGUUCAACACCAAUGGAGAUUAAGUACGGUACAUCUGCAGAGAAUCUGGAGUAUUCGACUACUAGUUCUACAUCUUCUUAUCGUUAUCUUCUAUAUAAAUCUGGCGACAUUCAUGAUGUUGUCAUCGGUCCAUUAAAUCCAGACACAGUCUAUUAUUAUCGUUUGGGCUCAAAUUCUAGUGCUCAAUUUACUUUCAAGACUCCUCCUCCUCGUCUCCCUAUUAAAUUCGUAGUUAUAGGUGAUCUUGGUCAAACCGAAUGGACAAAGUCAACUCUACAACACAUAGGAAGCACAAACUACGACGUUUUAUUACUCCCCGGAGACUUGUCCUACGCAGAUUUCUACCAACCAUAUUGGGACUCCUUUGGCCGCCUUGUGGAACCACUCGCCAGCCAAAGGCCAUGGAUGGUCACGCAAGGAAACCACGAGAUCGAGAAAAUUCCUGUUUUCCACUCCAAGUCUUUCACCGCCUACAACGCCAGGUGGCGGAUGCCGUUUGAUCACGUCGACAGUGCUUCCACUUCCAAUCUCUACUAUUCUUUUAACGUCGCCGGUGGCGCCGUCCACGUUAUCUGUUUGGGAUCGUACACAGACUUUGAUCCCGAAUCGGAUCAGUAUAAGUGGCUUCAGGGUGAUCUCGCCAAGGUCGACAGGUCGAAAACUUCGUGGGUCGUGGUGCUUGUUCACGCCCCUUGGUAUAAUUCAAAUACUGCGCAUCAGGGUGAGUCUGAAUCUGAGGAUAUGAAGAAAUUCAUGGAAGAAAUUAUCUACAAGGCUCGAGUGGACGUCGUUUUUGCUGGUCAUGUUCAUGCGUACGAGCGAUUUACUCGGGUGUACCAAGGGAAAGCUGAUGAUUGUGCUCCAGUGUAUAUCAUUAUUGGAGAUGGGGGCAAUCGGGAAGGACUUGCUAGCAAGUAUAUUGAGCCAAAGCCUGAAAUAUCAAUGUUCCGAGAGGCAAGCUUCGGGCAUGGGCGGUUUGAGGUGGUGAAUGCAACCCAUGCGCUCUGGUCUUGGCACCGAAACGAUGAUGAUGUGGCAGCUAUGGCUGAUUCCGUCUGGCUGAGAAGCCUCGCGUCUAAUCCUGCUUGUAAAGUGUAAAAGCUACGUCGUUUUACUAGUUAUGUGCUAGCUAUUACAUGUUAUAUAUUAGUCCACGGGAAUGGGGAAAAGAUCAUUUUUAGUUUA